CAAUAUUAUUUUCUUCGGCAUCCUCCCAUGAUGAGGCCAUUCAGUUGGAAGUGUUUCGGCGUUGCUGUAUUCGAAAUCACCAUUUGGUUGUCCAGCAUAUCUACGUUUGGUCGAGGUACAGGCAAUCGUAGAUUAUCUGUAACUGCUUCAGCUUUUCUACAGCGCCGAAACUUCAGCCAGGCAUUCCAAUCGAAAGGCCUUGGCAGGCAAAUCACCAGCACCGGCACCAGCAAGUUGGUAAACACGUUCUUUCGGAACAAGAGUGCAAACGGAAGCAAAUUGUUUGGUACAAAAGAAGCCAUGGUGCCAACGCCCCCUGUUCCUCGUCGCGAAGAAGAGCGCGGUGCGUUUCAUCGUUGAUUGCCUUGCGAAAGAUUCGACCACCCUAAAUUUUUUUUAAAAAUUGAGUCGUUUUGUUUCUCACGAAAGUGGCAAACGGUUGCGACAACGAUCCUUUGCCCUAUCCUCUCUUUUCUUUUCUCGUUUUUCCCGCAGUCGUCCAUGCCGGUGUUGCACCGGAAGGAUGGGAUCCCGAGAUGCCCAGACAAGCCAACGAAUCUACCGAAAAACUGAUGGACCCACCCAUUCCCGUAAGCGAUCCGUACGGUUGGCUCCGUGACGACAAACGGGAGAGCAAGGAGGUGUUUCAACACCUGGAGGCGGAAAACCAUUACACGCAAGAAGUAACGAAGCACCUAAAAGGCUUGCAGGAGGAACUCUACCAAGAAUUCCUAUCGAGAAUCAAAGAAACGGAUUACACAACGCCCCGUCCCAGAGGCAACUACUGGUACUAUUCUCGAACGUUCGAAGGCAAGUCCUACACCCAGUAUUGCCGGGCCCCCAAAACAUCGGAAAAGUACGGCACCAUCGACUGGGAUGGGAGCAAAGAGUCGCCAAUUCUCCCGGGGGAAGAAGCAUAUUUGGAUGUGAACGAUUUGGGCAAAGACAAACCCUACUGCUCGAUCGGUGGUAUCAGCUCGAGCCCUUCCCUCAAGCUCAUUGCUUAUUCCGUAGACUACUCGGGAGACGAAAAGUACGAAAUGUAUGUCCGGAACCUUGAAACCGGGGAAGACACCCCGAUCAAGAUUCUCGGUGGAGAACAGGACGGCGAGCUCCUCGAAACGAGUGGGGAUCUGGCGUGGGGAAAGGACGAUUCGACCCUGUACUACAUGACCAUGGACGACCAGCACCGUCCGUACCGUCUCUACCAGAGAAAAGACUGGAACGGCACCGAGGCGACCGACACGCUCCUCAAGGAGGAAUCCGACGACCUGUAUUGGUGUGGCGUCGGCAAAUCCUUGGACGGGAACUACAUAUUUUUCGAAGCGGCGUCGAGCGAAACUUCCGAGAUUUGGUACCUCCCCACCAGCGAGGAGAAGACGACCUCGGAGAUGCGGUGCAUCGCCCCCCGGCGGAACAAGGUCCUCUAUGAGGUCGACCACGGCCACGGCAACUGGUGGAUCUGGACGAACGUCGACGAAUCCCCCAACAUGAAGCUGAUGAAGGCCCCCGCGAGGGCCAACUGUGCGGACGACUGGAAGCUGGUGGAGGACGCGGACGGGAAGACGCUGUUCGACGGCAGCCUUUCGAGGUCGCUCGACUCGGUGACCGUUCUGGGGUCCCACGUGGUGGUCCAGGGACGGGAAGGUGGCAUCCCGCGCAUCUGGGUCCACGCCACCGACACCAAAUCCGUCGAGCGACUCGAAUUCGGGGAGGCCGCCCACGACGUUUGCCUCGGAGCGCACUACGAGUUCGAUGCAAACAGCAUCGCCGUCCACUACGACUCCCUGCUGACUCCGCCGCAGAGCCUGGAGAUUUCCCUGGACAAGGAAUCGGGUGGCGAACGAACCGUCCUGAAGUCCAAGACGGUGCCGGGCUACGAGAAAGACUCCUACGGCUGCGAUCGACUGGAGGUGCUUUCGAGGGACGGAACGACCAAGAUCCCCAUUAGCGUCGUGUACCGAAAGAGCACCAUGGAGAAGGUCGAGAACGGCGAGCGGGUUCCCGUCCACCUGUACGGAUACGGCUCCUAUGGGUCUUGCUGCGAGGCCGACUUUGACUCGACCCGGCUUCCCCUGCUGGAACGGGGCAUGAUCUACGUCAUUGCACACAUCCGCGGGGGCGGAGAGAUGGGCCGGCAGUGGUACGAAGAGCCGAAUGGGGCCAAGUACCUCUGCAAGAAGAACACCUUCAACGACUUUGUGGACGUCGCCAGGUUCCUGGUGUCCGGCUGGACCACGCCCGACCUUCUCUCGAUCGAGGGACGGUCCGCCGGGGGCAUGCUGGUGGGAUCCUCGAUCAACCAGGCGCCGGAGCUCUUCAGGGUCGCCAUCCUGGGCGUCCCCUUUGUGGACGUGGUGGCGACGAUGACGGACUCGACCAUCCCGCUGACCUCGGGCGAGUGGGUCGAGUGGGGGAACCCCAACGAGGAGAAGUACUUUGACUACAUGAUGGAGUACAGCCCCAUGAACUCGGUCCGGUCCGGCGCCAGGUACCCCAGCUGCUGGCUGACGGGCGGCCUCCACGACCCGCGGGUCGCCUACUGGGAGCCCGCCAAGUUCGCGGCGACCCUCCGGCACGCGAACCCCGGGAGCGAGCACCCGGUGUGCCUGAAGAUGGACCUCAGCGCCGGCCACUUUUCCGCGUCCGAUCGCUACAAGUACCUCCGGGAGCUCGCCAUCGACUACUCCUUCCUCCUGGACCAGCUGGGGCUGGUGGGGGGCGAGGCCUAGCAGCGGGGUCCGCCCGCAGCGGGAAAUCGGGUCGUUCGAAACGAAACAAAGAUAUAGUAAUAAUAAUGCUGCUGCUACAACCGUACUUCGUAACAUUCUAAAAAAUAAUGAUGAUGCGGCACA
Pseudo-nitzschia multistriata is the source of this 2855-nucleotide messenger RNA. The record is from the annotation of a GenBank genome assembly. NCBI's taxonomy places the organism in Eukaryota, Bacillariophyta, Bacillariophyceae, Bacillariales, Bacillariaceae.